Drosophila virilis is the source of this 1185-nucleotide messenger RNA. RefSeq lists its product as uncharacterized. Gene Ontology annotation, cellular component: actin cytoskeleton; mitochondrion; apical plasma membrane. Gene Ontology annotation, biological process: regulation of actin filament polymerization; negative regulation of apoptotic process. Lineage: Eukaryota; Metazoa; Arthropoda; Insecta; Diptera; Drosophilidae. The record is from RefSeq and is a predicted model, not a curated record.
AAAAAAAAAAACACAACAAACAAGAUAAAUCGCCAUGGAUAUACUCAAGAAAAUGUUCCAAUCGGAAUUCGAGCAGCAGCAGCAGGAGAAAGACGCUGCCGCAACCGCCUCCAACAAGGAUGAGUUCCGCAAGCCCCAGUGGUUCGAGGAGGCCGAAACUGAUGAUGAGCUCUUCGAUGACGAUCGCAAGUUUGCGUUCCAAGUCUUUACCAGUCCAUUGGAGAUGCAGAAGCACUUUGAGCGUCAACUGCAGCGUCUGCUGGAGUCGGUGCAAGACAAUGAAGAUGCUGGAGUUGAGCGUAACUUAAGGGAGGAUUUCUUGAAACCUGGCUUCGAAAGCAAAAUACUUAAGGAAUUUCAUAAGAAAGAAAACUCGCUGGACACCGACUUGGAUGGAGAAAUCUACCCCGAUCAACUGUACACGCUGAUACAACGCUUGAAUCCCGAGGAGGGGCACGAAAAUAUUUUGCCCUCCAAUCAGCGUGGGUUGCGCGUGCCACGCGUUAAGCUUUCCGAUGAGGAGAUUAUCAUGGGUCGUAUACACGGCACACUCAAUGCCGAAGGUGAAAUGAAACCGGCCGUAUUGCUGCCGGCACGGCCGCCGAGCGGCAAGCCGAACAUAAUGACGCCAAUGACGCCAUUUGGCGGCGUCUUCGAUGGCACCUAUCAGGGCCCGAAAAUGUUCAGCCAGAGCGUGAUGACGAAGACAGUGCGCAAACCGGAUGGCAGCUAUGAGACCACUAAGGUGACCCAGGACUCGACCGGUCAGAAGACAACAACUGUGACGCGCAUUGUGGACGGGCGCAAGGAGACAACGGUCAGGCAAGAGGGCACUGGCACGGGCACGGGCACGGGCCGGCAGGCGGCAAUUGGAGCUGGUGGAGAUCGUCAGGCGUGCAUGAAUCGCAACAUAUUUGUGACAAAAGAAGGCUACGCCAUGCCACGGAACCUCUGGUGACCAGUGGUGAACAACUAUUGCCCCAAUCAAGAUAAGCGAUCAAUGCUGCUCCUCCAGCGGCAGCAGCAGCAGCAACAACAGUAUGAAGAUAAGCUAAAGCGAUUCGUCGGCAACAUAGUCCCACACAACAUCCAAAUUAGAACCUAUUACAUUUUAGUUUACAUUCUCUUAAGUGUUUGUUGGUGUUUUAGAUGAAACGCAAUUGAGACAACAGAUGACGACGAUUA